UCACCUUAAGAGCAAGAUCAACCCCAAAGAUUUGGGAUUUCUCUGGUUCAAGUUCAAAACAUAGAAAACGAAAUCUGGGUAUUGAUUGGUUCUAGCUGUUUUUUAAGAUUUCUUUUGAUUCAACAUCCAAAACGAAGCAACGAUAAUAAGAGGAAACAUUAUCUGGGUUUUGGUUGUUUUUGUCGUUGUUUAAGUAUACUGAUCCAUAAUCUAUGGAGAGUGCUGAUAUUUAUAGAGCUAGUAGUAGUUUAAGAGAUAGUUUCAGAGCAGGUUCUUCAGCGUGGAGAAACACUACGGUGGAAGCAUUUUCAAGAUCUUCAAGAGAAGAAGAUGAUGAAGAGGCUCUAAAAUGGGCUGCAAUUGAGAAACUUCCCACUUAUGAUCGAUUAAGAAAAGGUAUAUUAACUAGUGCAUCGAAAGGUGUAGCUAAUGAAGUAGAUAUUGAAAAGCUUGGAGUCCAAGAGAGAAAACAGUUGCUUGAGAGGUUGGUCAAAGUUGCAGAAGAGGAUAACGAGAAGUUCUUGUGGAAGCUCAAGGACCGUGUUGAAAGGGUUGGCAUUGAUGUUCCAACAAUUGAAGUUCGGUACGAUAAUCUAAAUAUCGAAGCGGAAGCAUAUGUAGGGAGUAGUGCUUUGCCUUCAUUUGCUAAGUUCACUUUUAAUAUAAUAGAGGGUUUAUUGAUUUCUCUUAAUAUCCUUCGAAAUAGAAAGAAACCACUCACCAUCCUUAAGGAUGUUAGCGGAAUCGUCAAGCCAUCAAGAUUGACUUUGCUUUUGGGUCCUCCAAGUUCUGGGAAGACCACACUGUUGUUGGCGUUGGCUGGGAAACUUGAUCCUAAUCUGAAGUUUUCUGGUCGUGUGACUUAUAAUGGUCAUGAGAUGAAUGAGUUUGUACCACAAAGAACAGCAGCCUAUAUCAGUCAACAUGAUGUCCACAUAGGAGAAAUGACCGUAAGGGAAACUUUGGCGUUCUCUGCCAGGUGCCAAGGGGCUGGAUACUUGCAUGACAUGUUGGCGGAGUUGUCCAGAAGAGAGAAAGAAGCCAACAUUAAGCCUGAUCCUGAUGUUGAUGUCUUCAUGAAGGCAGUAGCAUCACAAGGUGAGGAGGCCAACGUCAUCACCGACUAUGUCUUAAAGAUAUUAGGAUUGGAAGUCUGCGCAGACACUAUGGUAGGUGAUGAAAUGAUAAGGGGUAUCUCUGGAGGACAAAGGAAGCGUGUUACAACUGGUGAAAUGCUGGUUGGACCAUCAAGGGCAUUGUUUAUGGAUGAGAUUUCUACUGGCUUGGACAGCUCAACAACUUACCAAAUUGUGAACUCAUUAAAGCAUACCGUUCACAUUCUCAAUUGCACCGCUGUCAUCUCACUUCUCCAGCCAGCACCUGAGACUUAUGAUCUCUUUGAUGACAUUAUUCUCCUUUCAGACGGCCAAAUUGUGUACCAGGGGCCUCGUGAACGUGUGCUUGAAUUUUUUGAACAUAUGGGCUUCGAGUGCCCUGAAAGAAAAGGCGUGGCUGACUUUUUGCAAGAAGUGACAUCAAGGAAAGAUCAAGAGCAGUACUGGGCAGGAAAAGAUCAGCCUUACAGGUUUAUCACAGCCAACGAAUUUGCUGAGGCUUUUCAAUCGUUCAAUGUGGGACGGGGGACUGUAGAGGAGCUUUCAAUACCGUUUGACAAGUCCAAGAACCAUCCAGCUGCUUUGGUAACCAAAACUCAUGGAGCUGGAAUGAAAGAUCUGCUUAAAGCUAACUUCUCUAGAGAAUACUUGCUCAUGAAGAGGAACUCAUUUGUCUACAUCUUCAAGAUUUGCCAACUUACAAUAAUGGCACUCAUUUCAAUGACACUCUUCUUUCGGACCAAGAUGCAUCGAGAUACAGUCAGGCAUGGUGGAAUUUAUACUGGUGCUCUGUUCUUCACUGCAAUCAUGAUCAUGUUUAAUGGAAUGUCAGAGCUAUCCAUGACCAUCGCAAAGCUUCCUGUGUUUUACAAGCAAAGAGACCUCCGAUUCUUUCCUUCGUGGGCAUAUGCAUUUCCUCAAUGGAUCCUGAAAAUUCCCGUCGCAUUUGUUGAAGUUGCUGCAUGGGUGUUCCUAACCUAUUAUGUGAUUGGAUUUGAUCCUAAUGUUGAAAGGCUUUUUAAGCAGUACCUCGUGCUUUUGCUAAUUAAUCAGAUGGCAUCUGCAUUAUUUCGAUUUAUCGCUGCAGCUGGAAGGAACAUGAUUAUUGCUAACACCUUUGGGUCAUUUGCGCUACUUACACUUUUUACAUUGGGUGGCUUCAUCUUGUCACGAGAGAAAAUAAAGAAAUGGUGGAUAUGGGGUUACUGGAGUUCACCAUUGAUGUAUGGGCAGACGGCAAUAGUAGUGAAUGAGUUCCUUGGAAAUAGUUGGAGUCAUGUUCCUGAAAACUCCACAGAACCACUAGGAAUACAAGUUUUGAAGAGUCGUGGGUUCUUCACAGAAGCAUAUUGGUAUUGGCUAGGAGCAGGGGCAACACUAGGAUUCAUAUUACUAUUAAAUGUCUUCUUCGUACUGGCUCUCACUUUCCUCAAUGCAUUUGAUAAGCCUCAGGCUUUUAUAUCUGAAGAGCCUGAAAGUGAUGAAUCUGGUCGCAAAACCGAACGAGCUAUUCAGUUAUCAAACCAUGGAAGUAGUCACGGAACAAACACAGAGGGUGGAGUUGGAAUUAGCAGAGCUAGUUCAGAGGUCAUUGGCGGGGUCAGCAAUAACAGGAAGAAAGGAAUGGUUCUUCCAUUUGAACCACAUUCCAUCACAUUUGAUGACGUUAUUUACUCCGUUGACAUGCCACAGGAAAUGAAAGUUCAAGGAGUUGUUCAAGAUAGAUUGGUGCUUUUGAAUGGUGUGAAUGGAGCUUUCAGGCCUGGUGUCCUUACAGCUUUGAUGGGUGUUAGUGGUGCUGGAAAAACAACUUUGAUGGAUGUGUUAGCUGGUAGGAAAACUGGUGGAUAUAUUGACGGAGAAAUCAAAAUUUCAGGGUACCCAAAGAAGCAAGAAACUUUUGCUAGAGUUUCUGGAUACUGUGAGCAAAAUGACAUUCACUCUCCACAAGUUACUGUUUAUGAAUCCUUACUCUACUCAGCUUGGCUUCGUCUACCACCUGAAGUUGACUCUGAAACCAGAAGGAUGUUCAUUGAGGAAGUCAUGGCUCUUGUGGAGUUGAAUCCAUUGCGCCAUGCAUUAAUAGGGUUGCCUGGUGUGAAUGGUUUGUCCACCGAGCAGCGCAAGCGGCUAACCAUUGCAGUUGAGCUAGUUGCAAACCCCUCUAUCAUAUUCAUGGAUGAGCCAACUUCAGGGCUAGAUGCAAGAGCUGCUGCAAUUGUGAUGAGAACAGUUAGGAACACUGUGGACACAGGAAGAACAGUUGUAUGCACCAUCCAUCAGCCCAGUAUUGACAUAUUUGAAGCUUUUGAUGAGCUAUUCCUGAUGAAGCGAGGAGGACAAGAGAUAUAUGUGGGGCCUCUGGGUCGCCAUUCUACCCAUCUAAUAAAAUAUUUUGAGGCAAUUGAAGGAGUCAGCAAAAUUAAAGAUGGUUAUAAUCCAGCAACUUGGAUGCUGGAAAUUUCUAGUUCAGCACAAGAAAUGGCUUUGGAGGUUGAUUUUUCUAACAUUUACAAGAAUUCAGAUCUGUUCAGGAGAAACAAAGAACUCAUUGUGGAAUUAAGCACACCUGCUCCUGGCUCGACAGACCUUUAUUUCCCUACGAAGUACUCAACAUCAUUUCUCACACAAUGUAUGGCUUGCUUAUGGAAGCAACAUUGGUCAUAUUGGAGGAAUCCACCAUACACUGCCGUGAGAUUUCUUUUCACAACCUUUAUAGCCUUGAUGUUUGGGACAAUGUUCUGGGACCUUGGCUCCAAAGUGAGUAGUACCCAGGAUCUUUCCAAUGCAAUGGGUUCGAUGUAUGCAGCUGUUCUUUUCCUUGGUGUCCAAAACGCAUCAUCCGUGCAGCCAGUGGUGGCUGUUGAAAGAACCGUCUUCUACAGAGAAAGAGCUGCUGGAAUGUAUUCAGCUUUGCCAUAUGCCUUUGCACAGGUAACAAUUCAUCAGGCUUUAAGAGACUUCACUUGUCAAGUAGGAAUGUACUGCAUGUUUUCCUCACCAAACUUUUAUCAUUUGUUGCAGGUCCUGAUCGAGCUUCCGUAUAUUUUUGCUCAAGCUGCAGUCUACGGCAUUAUAGUUUAUGCGAUGAUUGGAUUUGAUUGGACUGUUGCGAAGUUCUUCUGGUACCUGUUCUUUAUGUACUUCACAUUAUUAUACUUCACCUACUACGGAAUGAUGGCUGUUGCAGUGACUCCAAACCACCACAUUGCUUCCAUAGUUUCCUCUGCAUUUUAUGGAAUAUGGAACCUGUUCUCAGGGUUUAUAAUUCCUCGGCCCAGCAUGCCUAUAUGGUGGAGAUGGUACUCCUGGGCGUGUCCAGUAGCAUGGACCUUGUAUGGAUUGGUUGUAUCACAGUUUGGAGAUAUACAGAAAGACCUUACCGAAACUCAAACAGUGAAAGAAUAUGUGAAGGAUUAUUUUGGUUUCCACCAUGAUUUUCUUGGAGUAGUCGCAGCGGCAAUUGUUGGGUGGACUGUCCUCUUUGCUUUCAUAUUUGCCUUUGCUAUCAAGGCUUUCAACUUCCAGAGGCGAUAGAAAUUUUAUUCACACACACACACAUAUAUAUGCUUUUACUUUAUUUUUAAUUCGUUUACUUUCUGUAUAGGCUAUGUAGGUUUUAUUGUCAAUUUCGCAAAGCGCUUAAAGCUAUAUUAAUACGAGUACAAGAAUUUCUUGGUCUUGCUUUAAA
Molecule: messenger RNA, 4806 nt
Organism: Populus nigra (black poplar)
Lineage: Eukaryota; Viridiplantae; Streptophyta; Magnoliopsida; Malpighiales; Salicaceae
Product: pleiotropic drug resistance protein 1-like
Exons: 23
Coding region: 213-4652 (1479 amino acids)
Cellular component (GO): membrane
Molecular function (GO): ATP hydrolysis activity; ATP binding; ABC-type transporter activity
Source: RefSeq, a predicted model, not a curated record